Molecule: messenger RNA, 831 nt
Organism: Symbiodinium necroappetens
Lineage: Eukaryota; Dinophyceae; Suessiales; Symbiodiniaceae
Source: the annotation of a GenBank genome assembly
AUGGAGGCGGGAGUGGCAUCUGCUGCUGCGAGGUCUCAUGCGAUACUGUUAGGGUUGGGCUCAUCAUGCUGGAAAUCGCCACGCCGGCCUCUAUUUCGCCAGCGCAAUCUGCAGAUGACACGCCAUUAUGGGGCUUGCGCGUUGCUGGCUUUUGUGAACUUAAGAUUUUGCCUAAAGCUUUCGUCGCUUCCACGUAGGCUGGCGCACCGAAGCCGCAUGCAUGCUCAACCGAAUCUGGAGUCCGUUCUGGCGUUUUGGUUUGGCGAUGAAGUGCUACAUGCGAGGGAACGCCUGAGUGACACAGGCUAUUUGCGUGAGCGGACAAAGAUGUGGUACCUCAGUGGGUCGAGGUAUGAUGAGAUGGCUAGGGGGUUCUUGCCGCUGGUGAAACAGGAGCAUAGAUUUUGGCAGAGGAAAGAGCUUUGGGCUAAGAUCUCCGAGUCGGAGAAUUUGGCGAACCUGGCAAGGGUCGUCCUGUUCGAUCAGAUUCCAAGAAACGCUUGCAGGGGGACGCCAGAUGCGUUUCGCUAUGAUCAGUAUGCCCUUGAGGUGAGCGAGAAGCUUGUGGAGGAUGGAUAUAGUGAUUCUUGCUCCGCUGCCGAGCUCCUGUGUCUUGUCCAGCCAUUCAGCCACAGCGAGGUUCCGGGCGAUGCUUCACGCGUUGACAUGGGUAUAGAGAUAUUGCAGAAGAACAUGCAGCGCUUCGAAGAUGGAACUUCGAAGGUCAUCUUCCAGGCGAUCCUGUCUCAUGACUCCCAUCGCACUGUGCUCCGCCGAUUUGGUCGCUACCCGCAUCGCAAUGAAGUAUUAGGGCGGGUGAGCACAUCCGAG